This is a messenger RNA of Arabis nemorensis, 1596 nucleotides long. Lineage: Eukaryota; Viridiplantae; Streptophyta; Magnoliopsida; Brassicales; Brassicaceae. The record is from the annotation of a GenBank genome assembly.
AUGUCUUUGUUACACUUGUUAUUGUUCGUGGGUUUGGUGAGCCUUGAAGCUGCUGCGGCGUCGUUUUCCCCUGGAUCGCGCUCGAUUCUCCGGGACAUCGGCGGUAACAUCGCCGAUCAGAAAGAUAACGCUGUCGAAUUAAACGCUACAAACUUCGAUUCAGUUUUCCAAGAAACCCCCGCCAAAUAUGCCAUUUUGGAGUUCUUCGCUCACUGGUGUCCUGCAUGUAGGAACUACAAGCCGCAUUAUGAAAAAGUUGCAAGGCUCUUCAAUGGAGCAGACGCAGUACAUCCUGGUGAAGUUUUGAUGACAAGAGUUGAUUGUGCAAUAAAGAUGAAUAUCAAGCUCUGUGACAAGUUCUCCAUCAAUCAUUAUCCAAUGCUAUUUUGGGCCACUCCCAAAAAGUUCGUUGAUGGCAGCUGGAAACCUAAACAAGAGAAAAGCGAGAUAAGCGUAGUAGAUGAAUGGCGCACGGCUGAUCUUCUGUUGAGCUGGAUCAACAAGCAAUUAGGCAGCUCUUACGGCUUGGAUGAUCAGAAAUCUGGAAAGGAGCACCUACUGCCAAAUAUAUCUGACCACGAGCAGAUUUCUCAGGCCGUAUAUGACAUCGAGGAGGCAACUGAAGAAGCUUUUGAUAUCAUUUUGGCACACAAGGCAAUAAAGUCAUCUGAAACCGGUGUUUCGUUUAUUAGGUUUCUGCAGCUUUUAGUGGCACAUCAUCCUUCAAGAAAGUGUCGUAAAGGAAGCGCUGAAAUUCUCUUGAAUUUUGAUGAUUUAUGCCCGUCAGGCGAAUGCUCUUAUGACCAGGAAUCUGGAGCGAAAGACACCCUGCGAAAUUUACAUAUUUGUGGAAAGGAUGCUCCGCGUGGAUAUUACAUGUUUUGCCGUGGCAGCAAGAACGAAACUAGGGGAUUCAGCUGUGGACUAUGGGUCUUGAUGCAUUCACUUUCUGUGAGGAUUGAGGAUGGAGAAAGUCAGUUUGCAUUCACGACCAUUUGUGAUUUCAUCAACAACUUCUUCAUGUGUGAUGAUUGCCGCCGGCAUUUCCACGACAUGUGCUUAAGCGUGAAAACUCCGUUUAAAAAGGCACGUGAUAUUGUCUUGUGGCUGUGGAGCACACACAACAAGGUCAAUGAGAGACUCAAGAAAGACGAAGAUUCUCUUGGAACAGGAGACCCUAAGUUCCCAAAGAUGAUAUGGCCACCAAAGCAGCUUUGCCCUUCGUGUUAUCUUUCAAGCACCCAGAAAAGCAUUGACUGGGAUCAUGAUGAAGUAUACAAAUUCUUGAAGAAUUACUACGGACAGAAACUGGUGUCCUCUUACAAGAAAAACAAUGGCAGUGUGAACAAGGAGGAGGUGGUUGUAGCUACAGAAGAGAUGGCAGUGCCCACUAAUGCUCUGGUUGUGCCGGUGGGAGCUGCAUUGGCCAUAGCACUUGCAAGUUGCGCAUUCGGGGCGCUCGCCUGCUACUGGAGGACGCAGCAGAAGAACCGGAAGUAUUACCACAAUCCGCACUAUCUAAAGAGAUAUAAUAGUAACUAUAUGGUUAUGAACACAUUCAGUAACAGUGAAAGCGAAAGAGAAAAGGAGAGAUGA